This is a messenger RNA of Purpureocillium lilacinum, 996 nucleotides long. RefSeq lists its product as uncharacterized. NCBI's taxonomy places the organism in Eukaryota, Fungi, Ascomycota, Sordariomycetes, Hypocreales, Ophiocordycipitaceae. The record is from RefSeq and is a predicted model, not a curated record. Gene Ontology annotation, molecular function: glycosyltransferase activity.
AUGGCGCAACAGGGGCAGCAGGAGGAGGAGGAGCAGCAGCGGCGCCCUCGGGCCGUCGACUCUGACAAAGUCUGGACCACGCUCAUCACCAACCUCGACUACCUCCCGGGCCUCCUCACGCUCGCCCACUCCCUCCGCGCCGUCCGAUCCGCCUACCCGCUCCUCGCCCUCUACACCGACUCCUUCCCCGAGGCGGGCCUCGCCGCCCUCGCCGCCCGCGGCAUCCCCGCCCAGCGCAUCCCCUACCUCCUCCCCGCCUCCUCCAAGGACUACUCCAACGACCCGCGCUUCUACGACUGCUGGAGCAAGCUCACCCCCUUCUCCCUCGUCGAGUACGCCCGCGUCGUCCAGCUCGACUCGGACAUGCUCGUCCGCAUCAACAUGGACGAGCUCAUGGAUCUCGAGCUCGACGACCCCGGUGCACUUAGCGAGACGGGCGACGCCGCUUCCAGCCGUCGCGUCUUCGCCGCCGGCCACGCCUGCGUCUGCAACCCCCUCGCCAAGCCGCACUACCCCAGGGACUGGGUGCCCCGGAACUGCGCCUUCACCUCGCAGCACGACGACCCGGACCGCGCCCAGACCGUCGCCGCCGACCCCGCCGUCGGGCCCCUCGGCUUCAUGAACGGCGGCCUCCAGGUCGUCAACCCCUCGGCUGUCCUGUACCGCCAGAUCCUCGACCACAUGGAGGCCGACGCCGCCAACAUGGACUUUGCCGACCAGUCGCUGCUGUCGGACCUGUACCGAGGCCGCUGGGUCCCCCUGCCGUACACGUACAACGCGCUCAAGACGCUGCGCUGGCCUGGCGUCCACGACGCUAUCUGGCGCGACGACAAGGUCAAGAACGUGCACUACAUCCUGAGCCCCAAGCCGUGGGACGAGGUCGACGGAAACGGCCAGUGGACCGGCACCGAUGAGACGCACAAGUGGUGGAUAGACGCCAACAACGAGAGGAAAGCCGCCGAGCGCCGCCAGGGCAUCCCCGAUGACGGCUUCUAG